Messenger RNA from Mitosporidium daphniae, 777 nucleotides. RefSeq lists its product as uncharacterized. Gene Ontology annotation, biological process: transcription by RNA polymerase III. NCBI's taxonomy places the organism in Eukaryota, Fungi, Microsporidia. The transcript has 3 exons. Gene Ontology annotation, cellular component: RNA polymerase III complex. The record is from RefSeq and is a predicted model, not a curated record. Bases 1 to 777 code for a protein of 258 amino acids.
AUGUCUGCCAGAGGAGACCGUUCAUCAAGAGGAGGCCGAGGCGGAAAAAAUUUCCAGUCCAAGGCCGCCCUCCCACCCAGCAUCCAGCAUAGCAUAUCUGGAUAUCCAUCCUCAUAUGCAAUCAAUGCGCUCAUGGGAGAGGUGCUUGCACCCAAAAAAUCCUCAAAGCCGCUGUUUCCAGAAUUUUCGCUCCCGAUUCCGGAGCCAAUUGUCCCCAGAAUUAAAAGACUUUUGUCGAUCAAGCAGCAAUUGGAUGCGAUAUUUGCCAAUUCUGCAUAUCACAUCGAAGAGAAACAGCCUCCCAAAAGUAGCGUAUUUGAAACGAUUUAUUUUGUAGAAGUCCCGAGAUACUCGGACAAAUAUGAGAAACCCGCAUCAUCAAAGCCGAAAAUCCAUGACAUUCACAUUGCAAACCUCAAGGCAAUCCCGGAAGAGCUUCUGGCAGUGUAUAGACCGGAAAAGGCGUUCCAAAAAAAAAUUAUGUCAAGUUUGAGCUUAUCUUUUGCAGAGGAUAUCCAAACGACCGUCUCGCCGAUCCAAUUUUUCAGCUUUCUAAAAAUUGACGAUCUUGAAAAGGAAGAGAAGCAAAGGGAUUCCAUGAAAGCCACCCUUGAAGAUACCCCCAAGCAAGAAACACUCGAUGAAGAGGAUGCUCCCGAAGAGUUUGAGGAGGAAGAAGAGGAGUUUGAUGAUAACGACUAUAAUGCCAACUACUUUGACCCCGAGGACGAUUUUGGCGGCGAUUUUGAUGACGGGGACGAUGGGCCUAUCUAUUGA